Molecule: messenger RNA, 3098 nt
Organism: Lacerta agilis (Sand lizard)
Lineage: Eukaryota; Metazoa; Chordata; Lepidosauria; Squamata; Lacertidae
Gene: HTR1B
Product: 5-hydroxytryptamine receptor 1B
Exons: 1
Coding region: 16-1179 (387 amino acids)
Biological process (GO): regulation of behavior; chemical synaptic transmission; bone remodeling
Cellular component (GO): plasma membrane
Molecular function (GO): G protein-coupled serotonin receptor activity
Source: RefSeq, a predicted model, not a curated record
AGCCUCUGUGGAGGCAUGGAGCAGCCCAGACCCUGCCCAGCCGCUGUGGAUGUGUUCCACACCAAUGACUCCUACCACCACGCCAGGAACUGCAGCAGCGGCGGUGCAGAAGAAAGCACCACCUACCAAGAUGGCACCCCGCUCUCCUGGAAGGUGGUCCUGACCAUCAUCUUGGCCCUCAUCACCUUGGCCACCAUGCUGUCCAACGCUUUUGUCAUCGCCACCGUCUACCAGAGCCGCAAGCUCCACACGCCGGCCAACUAUCUCAUCGCUUCCUUGGCUGUCACGGACCUCCUGGUGUCCAUCCUUGUCAUGCCCAUCAGCACCAUGUACACUGUGACUGGGAAAUGGACCCUGGGCCAGAUCGUCUGCGACAUCUGGCUCUCUUCGGAUAUCACUUGUUGCACUGCUUCCAUUCUCCAUCUGUGUGUGAUCGCCCUGGACAGGUACUGGGCCAUUACCGAUGCGGUGGAGUACUCUACUAAAAGGACUCCCAAGAGGGCGGCUGUCAUGAUUGCCCUGGUGUGGGUCUUCUCCAUCUCCAUCUCGAUGCCCCCUUUGUUCUGGCGCCAGUCGAAAGCUGAAGAAGAGGUGGCCGAUUGCGUGGUGAACACGGAUCACAUCUUGUACACAGUCUACUCCACGGUGGGGGCCUUCUACUUCCCCACCUUGCUGCUGAUCAUCCUCUAUGGAAGGAUCUACGUGGAAGCCAGGUCUCGGAUUUUGAAACAGACACCAAAGAACACAGGCAAAAGGUUAACCCGAGCCCACCUAAUAACAGAUUCCCCGGGCUCAACGUCAUCAGUCAUGUCCAUAAACUGCAAGGCUUCGGAGGCUUCUAGUGAAACGGGAUCUCCUGUGUACAUGAACCAAGUCAAAGUGAAGGUGUCUGAUGCACUACUGGAAAAAAAGAAGCUGACUGCCGCCAGAGAGCGGAAAGCUACCAAGACUUUAGGGGUUAUUCUAGGAGCCUUCAUUGUGUGCUGGCUGCCCUUCUUCAUCAUCACCUUGGUGUUGCCUAUUUGUAAAGAUGCUUGCUGGUUUCACAUGGCCAUCUUUGACUUCUUCACAUGGUUGGGAUAUCUUAACUCCUUAAUCAACCCCAUCAUCUACACCAUGUCCAAUGAAGACUUCAAACAGGCAUUUCAUAAAUUGGUACGGUUUCGGUGCACAAGCUGAGUAUUGAAUGCAGUUAAGUGUAAUUCUCCAGGGCAGGAGGGCUUGAAUGCAUUUUGUAUGUCUGGUUCUGCAGGUAGGUAGAUCAUUAUUACCAUGUUACUUCAUCUCUGGAAAAAUGGUACUUUGGAUGGCAGUGUUCGGUGCAGAGGAGAACCAUGCAAGCCUAGUGUAGCUUCCUUUCAGAGUGAAAGUAGCUUCUCUCUCAGCCUUGGUUAAAAAUGCUGCUGCAUCUUAUUAUACUCCCAUUAACAAUUGUUGAAGGAAAGUAGUUUUGGCCUUAAAAAAUGAUUGUUUCUCCUGGAUUAUGCCUUGUAGACCCACUGUGGUAGGAAUUGGAUUGCUUUGGGACAACUUCUUUGGAGACGCCUCCAUCCAGCAUGACUGCACUUGAACUAAAAGUUUGUCAUCCAGUCUCCUCUGCUAGGAGACCUUUGCCUCUCAGCCAUCUGUGUUUGAAAUGUUUCACUCCUCUUUUUCCCUGCUAGCUUGCUAAUUUUAAAGACUAUGCAGAGUGGACUGCAAAUGAAUUGUGCAUGCUGCUCAAAACCUUACUUGUCCUGCAGAGCUGAGACCUUGAAAGAAUAGGCAUUGACAGUCUGGCGAGAACUGUCCCUGACUUGUUGAUAGUAAAUGGGUUUGAGGAACAUUGGGGAAGCAAAUCAAGUAUAGGAGGAGACAGAGGGAUCAAAUAAGAACUCAGUGUGAGAAAAGCAACUCAUUCUUGUUUGUAUCUUUUCUGUUUAACAACGUGUCAGAUUGUAACCCACAAAUCAAACAGUGAGUGUGAGUGUGUGUUUUCACAUGCAUGUCUGCCUGCACAGUUGAGUGCCAAAGCUUGCAAGCUGCUUCCAUUUUUCAUUUUAGUGCUAUAUGUUCCUGACAUUUUGCAUAUUUGAAUAAGUGACUCACGCACAAAUCUCUUGAUAAUUUGUGAGUUAACACAUACAGGCCGUUUAAACCUAAAGCUGCUUUUGCUCACUAACCCAGUUUUGCUGGUGUUUUAAUUCUUACAUUGGUGCUGAUUAUGAAGCAAUCGUAACUAAAAUGACACAUUAAAUCAACCAUCUUAGUUAUUUUCUGAAAGGGACUUUUGCCCACCAAAUAAAUGCACAGCAACUUUACCUUGCACUUAUUUCACAUGCAGAUUCCUCCCAUUUCAGCUCUCCUGGUUACAUUAGGUUCAUUAAGUAUGGUACUGUCUUCCCCUUCUAAAAAUAAUAAUACUUGGAACACUCUCUAGUAAGAAAUCUUAUGUACAGUUUUCAUUUUCUUCAUCAUUUCACUCCAUUCCCUCCUCUGUGCACCCUUUCAUAAAAACUCUGAUAAGCAGGUGGAAAUUAAUUUAACUACAGCAACUUCUUAUUAACACACGUCUACAGUAAGACUCUAUCUUCAGCUUCAGUAUUUGGAGAACUGUAAAGUUCCCCAAUUGUCUGCCUAAUAUCUGGGUGCAAAAAGGUCAGGUUUUAUAUAGUAUUCCCUGCUUUGAAUAACCAUUGUGCUUAGAAAAUCCAGUUACAUCUUCCUGUAUUAUAUAAUACAUGCAAGAAAGCUUUCUGGUUUUACAUGUUCCCACUUUUAAAAAUAGUAAAACCUGUUUUAAUAAGAACUUCACCAGGUGGGAGGGUCCUGAUCCCAAACCCCUUCAGAAUAAAGCUUUUUCCUCCUCCUCCCCAGUAGGCUUUUGUUCUGAUGUCAAAUGAAGAAUGUCAGUAACUGUCUUCUGCAGAUAUAUUUGUGCAUCCAGAAAUGUUCAUUCUUAGAACUUCCAAAAUGUAAAUUGUCAGCUUUCAGUAAGGGUAAAGCAAGAGGAUAAAUAUAAAGAUGUAUGUAGCCUAAAGGAGGCUUGUUAUUCAUGGGAAGUCUGUACUUUACAGACUUGUACACUGUCUGUAAUACAGAGUAUAGUAUACAGAUAC